AUGCCUGACCUGCAAGACUCAAUAUUGAUCAUUGGCGCUGGCACCUUUGGCCUGUCAGCGGCGUAUCACUUCACCCGUGCCGGGUACAAGUCCAUCACGAUUCUCGAGAAAGGAACAUCCGUUCCCUCGUCUCUCUCGGCGGGCAACGACGUCAACAAAAUUGUCCGCGCAGAAUAUGAAGACCCCUUCUAUACUGAGCUGGCCUUGCAGGCCAUGUCGGAAUGGGCCGACAACGAACUAUUCGCGCCGCACUACCACCAGACGGGGUACCUCUUAGCCAACUCAGCAGCAGCGCCGGAAAAGACGAAAAAGACCCUAGCUAAAUCUCUUGAGAGUAUCCGGGUGCAUCCAGCUUGGGCUGGUAGGAUCAACCCGAUCAAGAACAGAGAAGAUAUCGCCAAAUCUGCGCCGGCACUGGACGGGCCCAUGCAAGGAUGGGAAGGGUAUUUCAAUCAGUUCGCGGGUUAUGCGCAUGCCGCGAAUGCGCUCAAGGCAGUCUAUGAAUACAUCAAAGCCCAGGGAGUCGAGAUCCACACUGGGGAGAAUGUUGCGAGCCUCACGUAUGACGGGGACAAAUGCAUUGGCGCCCGCACGACUUCAGGCAAAGACUUCAAGGCAGCGACCACGAUUCUUAUGGUCGGGGCUUCGCUCGGAAACGUGCUCCCUUCCGUCGGCCGUCAAGUCACGGCAAAGGCAUGGAGUGUCUUGCACAUACAACUCCAGCCGGAGGAAGCAGCGCGCUUGAAGGGAAUACCGGUCACACACGCUCGGGACUUGGGUUUCUUCUUUGAGCCAGAACCCGGCACGGGCAUCCUCAAGCUUUCCCCAAGUGGUGGAGGCUACACCAAUUACUCGACGACGACAGGCCUGUCCACGCCUCCCGAGAAGAACGACUUCGUGCCCGAGGUUGACGUGCGUCGAAUUCGAAAGCUGCCCCAGGAGACCCUUCCGGGCCUGGCUGAUAGGCCUUUUGUCGACCAGCACAUCUGCUGGUGUGCCGAUACGGCGGACUCGGACUAUGUCAUCGAUGCUGUGCCUGGGAAGAAAGGCCUGUAUCUGGCGACAGGCGACUCGGGCCACGGCUUCAAGAUGCUUCCGGUGGUUGGACAAUGGAUCAAGGACUUGGUAGAGAAAGGAAAGCAAGAUAUCGUUCGGUGGAAGUGGAAGGAAGGCAGUGAUGCUGGUCAGAAUGUGAGCUGGCGUGCGGGUGAGGUAGUGGACCUGAAGGAUAUUUAG
This is a messenger RNA of Colletotrichum lupini, 1236 nucleotides long. RefSeq names its product FAD dependent oxidoreductase. Gene Ontology annotation, molecular function: sarcosine oxidase activity; flavin adenine dinucleotide binding; saccharopine oxidase activity. The record is from RefSeq and is a predicted model, not a curated record. The transcript has a single exon. The coding region runs from base 1 to 1236 and encodes 411 amino acids. NCBI's taxonomy places the organism in Eukaryota, Fungi, Ascomycota, Sordariomycetes, Glomerellales, Glomerellaceae.